Messenger RNA from Podarcis muralis (Common wall lizard), 4925 nucleotides. It is a transcript of the gene ZBTB14, whose product is annotated as zinc finger and BTB domain containing 14. Gene Ontology annotation, molecular function: protein binding; DNA-binding transcription factor activity, RNA polymerase II-specific; RNA polymerase II cis-regulatory region sequence-specific DNA binding. The record is from RefSeq and is a predicted model, not a curated record. Gene Ontology annotation, biological process: regulation of transcription by RNA polymerase II. Lineage: Eukaryota; Metazoa; Chordata; Lepidosauria; Squamata; Lacertidae.
GCGCGCACUCGAGGCUAGGCUGGCGGAACCGGGCGAGCGGGAGGAGGGGGAGGGGAGGUGCACUGGGGAGGCUCCGCCGCGCGCCGCCCUUUUGCAGCAGCUGCUCCCGCGCGCGCCGCCUGGCUCGGGCCUGCUAGGCUGCCUCGCGCCACUCGGGGCAGUCCCGACAGGAAAGGGCCGCCUUCUCGGCGGCGGCCGAGGGCGCUCUCCGGUGGGAAGCGGUUGCUUUCGGCGCCCGAGAUUGCCGCAGCGCCCCCACCCCGCCUUCCUUCCUUCCGUUGUCCGCCGCCCCCCAUUUGACGAACGAGCGCGAGCGGCGGCUGCGGGACCAGCAGCGCCUUUCGCCCCGUUCCCGCGCGCGCGGGCCUUGCUGGGCUCCGCCUCUUCGGUGGCGGGCGGAAUAGGACGGGGGAGCCGCGCGUGUGAGGCGAGGGUGCGCUCCACUCCGCUGCAGCCCCGUCUUAGCGGGGGCACAGGCAUCGUCCCCGAACGGGCACUAGCACGCAUGCACCGAGUAUGCACCGUGCACGUCUGCUCCAUGGUUACUCGCGCGCUGCUCGCUUGCUUGCCGGAGGAGGAGUUGUGUUCCAGUACGUGCACGCCGCGAAUGCACGCUCUUGCUCGCCUAUAGAGGAAAAAAUCGCCAUCGGUUCAGUACGAAACAAAUAGGAAUCGGGACUGACUCAUAAUGGUUGUCGCGGUGUUGAUUUCCGAGUUCAGGGUCCUCAGGAUAAAGGUUAACCUACCGUCAACAUUUUGUUCAGAUAUUAAGAAAAAAAUCCUUCAUUGUUCAUGGAGUUUUUCCUCAGUAUGUCUGAAACCAUUAAAUAUAAUGACGACGAUCACAAAACUGUAUUUCUGAAAACAUUAAAUGAGCAGCGAUUGGAAGGAGAAUUUUGUGACAUCGCUAUUGUUGUUGAAGACGUGAAAUUCAGGGCCCACAGGUGUGUGCUUGCUGCUUGUAGUACCUAUUUUAAAAAGCUUUUCAAAAAACUCGAAGUUGACAGCUCAUCAGUAAUAGAGAUUGAUUUCCUUCGGUCAGAUAUAUUUGAGGAAGUGCUAAAUUAUAUGUACACAGCCAAGAUUUCAGUUAAAAAAGAAGACGUUAAUUUAAUGAUGUCGUCUGGUCAGAUUCUCGGGAUUAGAUUCUUGGACAAACUCUGUUCUCAGAAACGUGAUGUUUCUAGUCCGGAAGAUAAUUCGCAAUCAAAAAAUAAGUACUGUCUUAAAAUAAACAGAUCAAUGGGUGAAUCUAAUGAUAACCAAGACGAUGAGGUUGAAGAAAUUGGAGAUCAUGAUGAUAGCCCAUCAGAUAUGACAAUGGAAGGAACCCCUCCCAGUCAAGAAGAUGGCAAGUCACCAACUGCGACUCUGAGAGUUCAGGAAGCAAUUCUGAAAGAGCUGGGCAGUGAAGAGGUUCGAAAAGUGAACUGCUACGGUCAGGAAGUAGAGUCCAUAGACACUGCCGAAACAAAAGAACUAGGAUCUCAAACUCCUCAAGCUCUAGCAUUUAACGAUGGCAUCAGUGAAGUCAAGGAUGAACAGACGCCAGCAUGGACAACAGCAGCUGGCGACAUGAAAUUUGAAUAUUUGCUUUAUGGUCACAGAGAGCAGAUUGCAUGUCAGGCAUGUGGCAAAACAUUUUCAGACGAAGCACGAUUGAGAAAACAUGAAAAACUUCAUACUGCGGAUAGACCCUUUGUUUGUGAAAUGUGCACUAAAGGCUUUACCACCCAAGCCCAUUUGAAAGAGCAUCUAAAGAUCCACACAGGCUAUAAGCCAUAUAGCUGUGAAGUAUGUGGGAAGUCUUUCAUUCGUGCUCCAGACCUAAAGAAGCACGAGAGGGUUCACAGUAACGAACGGCCGUUUGCCUGCCACAUGUGCGACAAAGCUUUCAAGCACAAGUCUCACCUGAAAGACCACGAAAGAAGACACAGAGGGGAAAAGCCUUUUGUCUGUGGUUCUUGUACUAAAGCAUUUGCCAAAGCAUCUGAUUUAAAGAGACAUGAGAACAAUAUGCACAGCGAAAGGAAACAAGUAACCACAACCAGUGCUCUCCAAAGUGAAACAGAACAAUUACAGGCAGCAGCUAUGGCUGCGGAGGCAGAACAACAGCUGGAAACUAUAGCUUGUAGUUAAAAGCAGAAGAAUCCACAAGUUCAAAAAUGUUUGGUCUGAUAACUCACCAUUGGAAAAAGUAUUUUUUAAGGGAUUUUGAGAGUAGAAAUAUAGUUUGAAAUUUGCAGCAAAGAACUACCCUAUCAGUGACGUUAAACAUGGGAGAAGGCUUUGAUUUAGGCAACAGUCCAGGCAUAAAUCAAAAACAGAGUCAGACUCUAGCCAGUAUUUUACUCCUCUUAAAACUCUGGGUUUCAUUGCAUGUCUAGUAAACUCUACGCAUGUGGAAUGGAAGGCCUUACACUCCAAUGCACAGGGAAAUUACACUAAAAUAUUUCAAUUUAAACUUUAUGUUCCAUUGAUUUCAGUUGCUUUGGCACCCCAAUCAUAAGUAUGCUUCCUGUGAUCAAGGGAAUCUCUAAAUACCUUAGAGAUUGUCCAUUCAGGAUGGUGACAAGUGACAGGAAAAGCUGCUGAACCAAAAGGUGUGCCCAUUAGGGAUUCACUGGAUUGCAGCUGUUAAUGUGGAAGUAAGCCUCAUGGAUUUCAGUGGAAAUUUGUUCCAUGUAAGUAUGUCACUCCAAGUCUUUUGGUUCCAUCGGCCUGAAGAUUGGGCUAUUAAUGAGUAUUUGAACAGUUUAAAUAAAUAAUGUCUGCUACAACAGUUUUUUUUACUUUGAAAUUAUGAAUUACAAUGAGUGCAAAAAAUCAUUUUAAAAUAAGAAAUGUAUUGUUGUCCCUCUAACCAAAACUCAUGAAGGUAUGACUUUAGUCUUUAUAUAAUAGCUCUUUGCAGUUGUCUGUUAAUCCACUGUGAUGGUCACUACAAGUUUUUAAUGUAGCUGUGUGGGCAUCUGAACACUGGGAAUUAUCUUGUUUCCUCAGCUGGUGAGUUGGUGUAUCCCAAGGUCAUUAGAACCACUCUCUGUCUUGCAGAUGUUUUUCCUCCCUGGCCCGCCUUACCUAUGUGCCUGCAUUUUGCUUUGCUAUUCCUGUCUUCAGCUCAAGACAAAAAUAACAGUUGUCUUUGUCUUAUUUUAGGAGGCCUUUAAUUGUAUUCUGUUAGGGAGCCUAGCCCUAAGAAAAUGGAAAUGGCAGGGAACAGCUGUUGCACUGCUGCUUACAGUUGGAAAGGUGCAAAUACUACUUGACAAACUCAGGUUCCCUCACCGGGGUUUUCUGGUCUCCAUGGCCAUUGUCCAAGAAUGCACAGGUCCACCAUCCUGCUCUUCCAUCAGCAUAAUUUAUUCCAGUGCAGAGUUAAAAGGAGCCAAGGCAUAUUGUUACAGGGAAGAAAAGAAGUAGAGAAAAUCAUCUCAAGGAAGGCAGUGUUGCUCUGCUACAGUCAGCUGUAGUAAAUCCUUGCUUUCUUUCAAGGUUCUUUUACUGUUCUUAAAUGAUUGAUAAUUAGGUAUAGCUUGAAGAUCUGAAGCAAAUAGUUCAGAACAACAGGCAAUUGGGUUGAAGCUUACUAUAGGAUAGCUUUAAAGACUCUACAACCUGGUUUUCAAUAGACGAUGCCUCUUCAUGCUGGGUUGCAGUUCACAAUGAUGCUCUUCUAUACAAAUUGCUUCAGUGGAAAAUUAGACAUCAAGAAGAAAGCUUAUAGCCUAGUCUUCUCCAGAAGAUUGUAGUUUUCCUUAUGGGGAGCAUUCAUUUGAGCUUGACCUGCAGUCUGUAAAGUGUAUAGCCCAGCACUUUGGUAAGAACUAGGCCUACUUGAGCAGCCUUUUCAUGAAACCUGGAGGAACUGGGAUGAUGGGAAUGUGAUUAGGAAAGGAUAGAGAUAAUGGCAACACGUAUCGAUAUUCCUUAAGGCAUUUAGAGUUACACAGCUGCAUUUUGUUAUGAUUCCAUACCAUAUUCCCUGCUCAGUAACGUAAGAAUUCCACUAGUCUUGCAGUGCAAUCCUAUGUGUGUUUACUCCGAAAUCCCACUGAAUUCAGUGGAGAUCACCCCCUAGCUAGUGUGUAUAGAUUUGUAGCCUUUGGCUGCGUUACAGUUAGCUGUGAUAUUUAGUGUUUGAGAUUUACAUCCCAAUCCUAAGCAUUUCUGUUUGGAAAGCAAUCUAAGUUCAGCUAGGCUUAAUGUUCAGUUAGGCUCAUUUGCUAUGAAGUGUGCUUCGGUUUGCAGCUUACUGUCAGAGCUUAGAUUCAGUUACGCCACUUUAAAAAAUCAUCAGCUUUUUGGAACAGGUCCUGUAUAUCUCUUCCAGAGAUGUCUAGUGCGAAAUGCUUUCAGGGAAUUGAUAGGAAAUGUAUGAUCUUGGGAUCAUUUUGGGUAGAAGAAAAUUUUAAGCUUGUGAAGUAAUUUCAAUACUUCCUUAGCCUGCCUGCCCUGAAUUAAUGUACCAGUUUUAUUUGAAAUACAAACUUACCAUUCAGAUAUGCUUUAAGAUGUCUCAGUGAUUACAAUUGCAUUUGUAAUGAACUGUAGGAUGGGAUUUCCAUGCAGUAAGAGAAGGCUGAAGUCCGUUCAAGUCUUUAAAGAAAUUUCCCCACACAUUUUUUAACAUACUUCUGUUAUCAAGGUUAAAUUUUAAUUAACAUUGGACAAAAAAUGUUUAUAACAUUGGGUUAGAAUUAGUUGUUAGAAUAUGUAUUUAUAAAUUAUUGUGUGUCAAAUCACCUAUUGCAUUUCUAAAUAGUAAGACUAACAUUUUUAAGUAUUAGAAUAAAAUUGCAUCUAACUAUUGAUCUUUGUUACAAUGUUGUGAAUCAUUCAAUGAAUAGACAAGUUUAACUUAAAUUUAAAAUGCCAACUGUUUGAAAAUUGUCUUGUAAAUAAAACACAAAUAUUUUAGAAUA